AUUAUACAAGAUGGCGUUUCUCAAUCAACGAUUAGACUCUUGUCGAUGAUUGUUACCAAAGCAACGAAUAAAUAUUAACAAAACAUUGAGAUCCGAUAUGACUGCGAUUGAAAUAUUUUCGAGUUCUAUUUACUAUAAAUAUAGAGCUAGAAUAUAUUCUUUAAGUUCUUUAAUUGUGUUAUUAUUGGUUAUGAUGUCAAUAAUUACUCCGUUCUUUCUAAUGUUUAAUACAGGAGGAUUUUGGAUAAAAACAAAAACUCAUGCAGAAACACCAGACAUAUCUUUCCAAUAUAAAUAUUUAUUACUAAUGGAGAGAGGCAUAGAAAUGGCCCCAAUAGUUUGUUCUACCUUUACUAGCUACAAAGAGAAUAAUAUUUCUGAUGAUUGUUUAAUCAUAAAGGUACAAGAAAUAGAUACAAACAACGAUGGGAAGAAAGAUAUAUUAAAGUUUGAAGCUCAAUUUUAUACAGAUUCACCUAUUAAGAACAUAAGGUUUUUUUUAUUUUUUGAUUUUAAAUUAAAGCAAAUUUUGGAAAGCUCUAUUCAAUCAUUAGCAAUAUUUGAUCAUACAUUACAUCAAGAUGAACAAAAGAUUUAUUUUAUUGCCGAUUUGGAAUUAAAACAGAGAGGUAUUCUUCAUAGCGAUCAUUUAUAUGAGACAUAUAAUCAUAGUAUAGAGUUGUCAGACCGAACAUUGCUGCAAUUGCUAUCUCAAAGUGUUAAUAAAAAGUUUUCAGCUGAAAUUACUAACAGCCAUGUAAUCACUCAAUCGGGAUUUUCAAAGGAAGAUAUGAUUACAAUUCAAGGAGAAUUACAUUACAAAGAUCAUUUAAUAUAUUAUCAACCUAAUUUGUGGGAAGAAUUAAAAUGGGCAUGGAUACAGUAUAUAUCAUGUUUUAUCGUAUUUGUUUAUUUAACUAAUUAUAUUCUAACAUUUUUAUUCUCAAACCGAUAUUUAAAUUCGUACAUUGUAGUGCCGUGGAAAUGACGAACGAUUCGAAAAAGAAACAUUUUUAUAUCUAUCGUGACAAUUCAAGUCAUGUCUACGAGAUCGAAGGAGAAAGUAGUUGCUGCCUUUCGGAAAUUAUUCCGAUCAUCGGAGAAGCUUGCUGAACAGGAAGGUGGAAGUGAUAGCUCGACAAAUUCGCCUUCCAGACGAUUACUUAAUCGUCAUCAUCAUCGACCUGAUGCGGUCACGCCGUCUGAUGGUUCCAUGCCUGAAAAUCCAGGCAGCAGUCAUACCGCACAUGGUAGUUGCUUCUUCAAAACAAAGAAGUCUUCCAGUACUUCCUCUCAGGGUAACAUCCCAGAGAAAGUUAGAUUACGUCGUUUGAUGAAAGAACUCAGUGAGAUUCAAAGAACUCAACAUCGCCGAGAUGCAACUUUUACCGCCGAGCUCAUCAAUGACAAUCUAUUUGAGUGGCACGUGAGACUUCACAAAAUCGAUCCAGAAAGCGAGCUAGCUGCCGACAUGCGGGAACUCGAGAUACCCUAUAUACUUCUUCACGUAGUCUUUCCAGAAAAUUUUCCUUUCGCGCCACCUUUCAUGAGAGUAAUCUCGCCGAGAAUUGAAAAAGGUUUUGUCAUGGAAGGUGGGGCUAUUUGUAUGGAACUUUUAACACCUAGAGGAUGGGCCAGUGCAUACACUAUCGAAGCUGUUAUCACGCAGUUUGCUGCCAGUAUCGUUAAGGGACAGGGACGCGUUGCUAGAAAACCAAAGACCAAUAAAGAAUUCAAUCGGCGAUCCGCUGAAGAAUCUUUUCGAAAUCUCGUUAAAACUCACGAGAAAUAUGGUUGGGUUACGCCUCCGCUUGCAGAAGGCUGAUUUUAAUGAUCUCGAUCGGGUAAUAAUCAUCUCAAUCAUUUAGUCGGUUCUAUUUUCAACGUUCUUACGUUGAGUUUAUUAUAUUUAUCAAAUUGUUCUAUUCAGAUCGUAGUUGUACGAUUAUCGAGUUUUCGAAGAUAUUGGAUAAGAAAUUUUUAUCGAAUGAUAUAAAAGAUCGAAGAAGUUUAGGGAAGGCCGAUUUUUCUUGUUUAUAUUUUUUCUUUUUGUUUUUUUUUUUUCAAUCGAUAGGUUCGAAAUAAUUGAACAAAAUGUGUGAUGCACCAUUAUCUAUAAUUUUUUUGAUAGAGUUUUGUUAUAAACGUGCAUCUUUUGUAAAUAAUUUAAUGAAAGAAUAUCGUGUAUAUUAUAUUGAAUUAUUAUCGUGCUGGAUCAUGAUUUGAGAAAAUCUAGCACUUUUGAUUAUUGUGUUUUUCUUACGAAAAAUACUAUAAUCACACAGUUAUUAUACAUAUUUAUUGGAUAAUAUAUAUUUUCCCACACUAACUUAGAACGAGCGUACGAUGUUCUUCGUAAAAGUCAAAUUAAGAUCACCGUUUUUACAUGUCGAUUUCUCUAUUUAUGUACUAGUCAUAUAGAAUGAUCGUACAAAUAUAUUUAAAAACAGAAGAAAAAAAUAUAUAUAUAUAUCUAUACAUAUAUAAAAAAAGAAACAUUAGAAUAUUUACGUAUGUGUUAUUCGUUGAUACAUCUUUCAAAUGAAA
Molecule: messenger RNA, 2547 nt
Organism: Vespa mandarinia (Asian giant hornet)
Lineage: Eukaryota; Metazoa; Arthropoda; Insecta; Hymenoptera; Vespidae
Product: transmembrane protein 231-like
Biological process (GO): cilium assembly; regulation of protein localization
Cellular component (GO): ciliary transition zone; ciliary membrane
Source: RefSeq, a predicted model, not a curated record